AUGAGUAGCAAUAAGGGCAAUGGGCGCUUGCCGUCAUUAAAAGAUUCUUCAUCUACCGGAGGACCUGCAAAGCCUUCAUUAAAGUUUAAGCCAAAAGCAGUCGCUAGAAAAUCUAAGGAGGAGAGAGAGGCAGCCGCAUCUAAAGUGAAGCUGGAGGAGGGCCCUAAGAGAGACAAGAAAAACUUCAAUAACAGUAACAGUAAAAGAGUAAACGGCAAUGGUGGACAACAAAGGCGAAUGGCCAAAUAUUUAAAUAACACACAUGUUAUUUCCAGUGGUCCCUUAGCUGCUGGGAAUUUCGUCAGUGAGAAGGGUGAUCUCAGAAGAGGGUUCAUCAAGUCCGAAGGAGGCGGAUCAUCCCUAGUGCAAAAAGGUUUAGAGACCAUUGACAACGGUGCUGAAAGUUCGGAUAACGAAGCGGAAGGUGACAGCAAUGGAGACGUAGCGUCCAGGUCUAAGAAGAAGUUUAAUAUGGGGAGGGAAUUUGACGCUCACAAUCUUAUAGAGGUUGAAGAAGAAGAGGAUAGUGGAAAAGGCAGUGACGUGGAUAUGGAUGACGAAGCAUGGGGGACUAAAAGGAUUGAACAGUUAUUCCCUGUCAGACCCAUUCGUGUAAGACACGAAGAAGUGGACACUGUUAAAAGAGAAAUACAGGAAGCUCUUUCAGAGAAGCCAACCCGUGAGCCCACCCCAGGUGUGAAAAUAGAAUCUUCUAACACUGAAUUACAAUCCUAUUUGGAAGAGAGGGAAAAGCAGGUCAAUGAAAAACUAGGAGAUCUUGAACUUCAAAAAGACUUUCAGUCGGUCGACGAAAAGGAAAGUGCUGCUGAACUAGAACUGCUAAAGGCAGACCACCAGCAUAUAUUAAGGAAGUUGAAAAAAAUGGACAGCAAACCCGAAAGAUUCAUGGUAUUCCAGUUACCUACCAGGCUACCAAAUUUCGAAAGACCGGCCGUGAAGACAGAGGAAGUUGAAGUGGAAGCACAAGCCAGUGAUGCUACAAAAAAGAAGAAGACCCUCAAGAAAAAGAGCACGACAAACGUCAUACCGAGCGAUGAAUUAGCUGGUAAUAUCGGGGCCAUCAGGGUCCACAAAUCGGGGAAACUUUCUGUGAAAAUUGGAAACGUGGUCAUGGAUAUUGGCAAAGGCGCCGAAACCACAUUUUUACAAGACGUUGUAGCAUUGAGUAUGGCAGACGAUUCAUCAUCAGCUGAACUUCUAGGCCGUGUAGACGGUAAAAUAGUAGUUACGCCUAAAAUCUAA
This is a messenger RNA of Saccharomyces eubayanus, 1263 nucleotides long. It is a transcript of the gene RPC53, whose product is annotated as DNA-directed RNA polymerase III subunit C53. The record is from RefSeq and is a predicted model, not a curated record. Gene Ontology annotation, biological process: transcription by RNA polymerase III. The transcript has a single exon. Bases 1 to 1263 code for a protein of 420 amino acids. NCBI's taxonomy places the organism in Eukaryota, Fungi, Ascomycota, Saccharomycetes, Saccharomycetales, Saccharomycetaceae. Gene Ontology annotation, cellular component: RNA polymerase III complex. Gene Ontology annotation, molecular function: DNA binding.